UGAGCUUGCCAAGGUCAAUCCUUUUGCUUGUGCCAUCGUCAUCUUACGCUCCUUUUCCCUUCUUCUAGUUCACGAGUCCUCCAUAGUCGCGCCUUUAAUAACGGGAGCCGCGUCCUCCGGCUCUUCUUUUCUUGCUCGAAUCCGUCUUUAAUCUCUUGCCUCUUCCAUUUCACGCUUCUCGGAUCUGCUGUCGUCGUCGUUUGCGCGAUCAGCCGUCAUCCCACUCUGAACAAAUUCGCCCCCUGUCCGGUUUAUCCAAUUUAUUAACACGCGCCAUCCGAACAACGCCGAGAUUAGUCUGCCGUUUGCUCCGACAGCUCCGCCUGCCGUCAACUCGAUAAUACAUACUUGCUUCUCUCAGCUGCCAUCUUCCUCUCUUUCACCUGCAUGGUCACAACAGCCGCCAUCAUCAUCAUCAUCGGCCGCAUCCAUGGAAAACCUCUCCGCUGAGGCUCCCGCCAUGGCGAACCACAGCCUCUACGACUCGUCGCUCCCGCCUCUGCCGACCUACACGCUCGAGCCCAAGCCCGACCUGCUGCCCUUCAUCUCCGACCUCUGGCUGUCGCUGGUCCUGCCCGUCGUCGUCUACUGGGUCGCCUCGCUAUUCUUCCACGCCAUCGACACGCUCGACCUCCUCCCCCAGUACCGUCUUCAUACGCCUGAAGAGAUCACCAAGCGAAACCAUGCCAGUCGAUACGAGGUCGCACGCGAUGUCAUCAUCCAGCAAAUCAUCCAGGUCAUCACGGGGUAUGCGCUUGCGGUAACCGAGCCGCAGGAGAUGAUUGGCAAGACUGACUACGACAUCGCCGUCUGGGCCACCCGCAUCCGCCUUGCCCAGCGCGCACUGCCUGGCCUGCUCGGCCUUGUCGGGCUCAACGCUACCGCCAUCUCCAAGAGCAUGUCGUCGUCUCAUCCGCUGCUCGCCGGUGUCCUGGCCGGUGGCUACUAUCCCGUCACUGCCACCGACUCGGCCGGCGCCGCCCCGACAUUCACCGCGUGGGAAAUGGCUCUUGCAAAGGCCAUCUACUACGUCUUCAUUCCCGCCGUGCAGUACUUUGUUGCCGUCUUCAUCCUCGAUACCUGGCAGUACUUUCUUCACCGACUGAUGCAUGUCAACCGCUGGUUGUACACAACUUUCCAUUCCCGACACCACCGUCUCUAUGUUCCCUACGCCUACGGUGCUCUUUACAACCACCCGCUGGAGGGCUUCCUCCUCGAUACCCUAGGCGCCGGCAUCGGAUUCAAGGUCACGGGCAUGACCCUGCUGCAGGGCACAUGCUUCUUCGCCUUCUCGACCAUCAAGACCAUUGACGACCACUGCGGAUAUGCCUUCCCUUGGGAUCCUUUGCAGCUCAUCACAAGCAACAACGCUGAAUACCACGACAUUCACCACCAGAACUGGGGUAUCAAGGCCAACUUCUCACAGCCCUUCUUCACCUUCUGGGAUCAGCUCCUGGGAACCAAGUACAACGGAAACCGCUCCAACCGACUGCACCACAAGCAGCAAGCCGAAAAGGCCCAGUAAACGGGCUGCAGACGCACGCUCACACAAAAACACCUUUCCUCAGACAGGGGUGAUAAUUACACUGUCCAUCGAAUAUUCGAUGGAUAAACACACGACGAAACGCAUAUUGGAUGACAGCAGCAAAACCGGCAACGUCAAAUUGAUACUCUAAUGUCCUAAUUCACUACAUCUCACCUAAUGGGCCUGCCGAGGGUAAAAGAAGGGAAAGGCUUUCCAAACUUGUACAUAAUGCUAAUAUUCUUCU
This is a messenger RNA of Trichoderma citrinoviride, 1769 nucleotides long. RefSeq lists its product as hypothetical. Gene Ontology annotation, biological process: lipid biosynthetic process. The record is from RefSeq and is a predicted model, not a curated record. Lineage: Eukaryota; Fungi; Ascomycota; Sordariomycetes; Hypocreales; Hypocreaceae. The transcript has 7 exons. Bases 431 to 1525 code for a protein of 364 amino acids. Gene Ontology annotation, molecular function: iron ion binding; oxidoreductase activity.